AUGUAUGUGAAAUGGUUUGAUACAGUAAUGUUAUACUAUGAGAUUUUAGUAAAUGUCACUUUUUGUCAUUUUCAAAUUUCCUGCCGUUCCGUGCCCCGUAUGUCCCGACGCUCGCAGGGGACGGAACCCAGAUGACAGAUGCCGGCAUCCGCCGGAUUACAUUGCCGGGGACACUGCAGGAGGGACAUCGCGGGAGCGCAGGACAAGGUAAGUGAUCGAGGGAUCCCGGAGCAGCGCUGCAGGGUAUUCCCGAGUGUAACUCGGGGUUACCGCUUGUGCUACACUCGGGAAUACCGCCAGGGAGGU
Messenger RNA from Staurois parvus, 306 nucleotides. The record is from the annotation of a GenBank genome assembly. Lineage: Eukaryota; Metazoa; Chordata; Amphibia; Anura; Ranidae.